AAAAUUUAAACCAUUUUUCCGCCGAUGUGGUGUUUGUAAAUUGUACCGUCUUUAAACCUUCCGCCGCUGCUGGCUUUCCGUGCGCCACCGCGAGGGGCGGACGAUAUGGUAAAUCUUGCCUCCCAAAUCAGCCGCCUCUUAAUCCUCCGUCGUCACGACGCCCUCAGAAGCCUCUCUUUCACUUUCUCCGGCCACCUCGUGGACGCAGUGCUAAAAAAUCUCAAGCUUCAUCCAGUGGCCGCGCUUCACUUCUUCCAUCUAGCCUCCAAAGAGAAUCACUUCAGACCUCAUUUCAAAUCCUACGUCAAGAUCGUCCAUAUUUUGUCAAAUGCCCGAAUGUUUGAUGAAACGCGGUUGUAUUUACGUGGUCUCGUGGAGCUGGCGGAGAGGGACAAUCUUCCUGUUUCUCUGAUAUAUGAUGAAUUGGUGGCUGUUUUUAGGGAAUUUAGGUUUUCUGGAACUGUUUUUGAUAUGAUGAUGAAAACUUAUGUGGAGAGGAGGCUGGUGAAGAAUGCCUUGUACAUGUUUGAUAAUUUGCCUAAAUGUGGUCGUGUGCCGAGCUUGCGAUCGUGUAAUGGUUUGCUGAGCUGUUUAGUUAAGGACAAGGAUUUUCAUGCCGUUUCUUGUGUUUAUGAUCAGAUGAUAAGAGUUGCGGUUGCUCCGGAUGUGUAUACUUGUGCCAUAAUGGUGGAUGCUCUCUGUAAAGAUGGCAGACUUGCUAAAGCACUGGAGUUUGUGGUAGGCAUGGAGAGUAUGGGAUUAAAAAUGAAUAUUGUGGGCUAUAAUAGCUUGAUCAAUGGGUAUGUGGAGAAGAGGGAUAUGCAGGGGGUGGAGAAAGUGCUGGAGUUAAUACGUCAGCAAGGAAUUUCCAAGAAUUUGAUAACUUAUACACUGUUGAUUAAGGGUUAUUGUAAAAUAGGGAACCUUGAUCAAGCAGAUAGAAUAUUUAGAGAGAUGAAGGGAGAGACUGGACUCACAUUAGUUUUGGAUGAAAAGGUGUAUGGUGUAUUAAUUGAUGGAUAUUGUCGUAACGGAAGACUGGAUGAUGCUGAGAGAGUUAAGAAUGAGAUGCUGAGUUUGGGAUUGGGAAUGAAUAUGUUCAUCUUCAAUUCUUUGAUUAAUGGGUACUGCAAACUUGGUCAACUUCGUGAAGCGGAGCGUGUUAUAGUGAGUAUGGUUGAAGCUAAUUUCAAACCGGAUGGUUAUAGCUACAAUACGUUAUUGGACGGGUACUGUAAAAGAGGGAUGAUUGAUGAAGCACUUAAGCUUUGCCAUCAAAUGACUAGUGAUGGUGUACGUCCAACAAAUAUAAGUUACAACACUCUGUUAAAAGGUUUAUGCCAGUAUGGUGAUAUGAACGAUGCUUUGUCGUUGUGGGAAAUGAUGCUCAAGAGAGGUUUGGUUCCUGAUGAAGUUGGAUUUAGUACACUUCUCCAUGGUCUUUUCAGAAAGGGAAACUCGAAUAAAGCUUUCACAUUGUGGAAACAUGUUUUAGCAAGGGGCUAUGCAAGAAGUACUAUUCUGUGCAAUGCAAUGCUCAAUGGGCUAUGUAAAAUGGGAAUGAUGAUUGAAGCAGAGCAAAUUCUUGAAAAGAUGAUAGGAAUGGGUUGUUCACCAGAUGCGAUGACCAAUAGAAUCUUGAUUGAUGGAUAUUGCAGAGCUGGAGAUAUUAAAAGAGCUCUUCAAAUUAAAGAUGCCAUGGAGGCAGAGGGAAUUCCUGCUUCGCUUGAAAUGUAUAAUUCAUUGAUUCAUGGAUUAUUCCAAGCUGAGAAAUCAAAUGAAGUAUCAGAAAUUCUUUCUGAGGUCCAUGCAAAAGCACUGAGCCCUAAUAUUAUUACUUAUGGAGCACUGAUAAGUGGUUGGUGUAAAGAAGGGAACCUGAAGAAAGCUUUUGAUGCUUAUUUUGAGAUGAGAGGCAAAGGAAUUUCCCCAAAUGUGUAUAUAUGCAGCACAAUCAUCAGUGUGUUAAACAGGCUUGGUCGGACGGAUGAAGCAAAUAUGUUGGUACAGAAAAUGGUAGAUUUAGAUGUUGUCCCAGACCUUAAACAUUUUUACCAGUCUUUUAACUUCAACAGACUUCAGACAGAAACACAGAAAGUUGCAAAUUCCCUCGAUGAAAGUGCUCAAAGAUGCAUCAUUCCCAACAACAUUCUAUAUAACGUAGUUAUAUCUGGCUUAUGCAAAAGUGGAAAGACUGACGAUGCUAAAAAAAUUAUCAGUGAUCUGUCGCAAAGAGGCUUCACUCCAGAUGAGUUUACAUACUCAACCCUUAUCCACAGCGCUUCCAUUUCGGGUGCCACUGACGAAGCUUUUCUUUUACGGGAUGAGAUGCUGAAAAAGGGUAUUUCUCCUAAUAUAGUAAUAUAUAAUGCUCUUAUAGGUGGCUUAUGUAAAUCAGGAAACCUUGACCGUGCAUUAAGGCUUUUCCAUAAACUUCACAUCAAAGGCUUAGCUCCGAACCUCAUCACCUAUAAUAUAAUAAUUGAUGGAUGUUGUAAGAGAGGUAGCACCAGUGAAGCCCUUAAACUUCUGGGGAGAAUGAUAAAGGAAGGGGUUGCUCCUUCAGUCAAAACAUAUUGUGCAUUUCUCAGUAGUCUUUUACAGCAGGGAAAUGUGAAAGAAUACCGAAAGCUUUUAGAUGAAAUGCACAAGGAGGGCCUUGCCACGGACUCUAUUAGGCAUUGCAGAUCAUUUGAAGAUGUUACCGUUGCUGUUGAAGCACUGAGCUGAGCUUAUGACUGAUACUACAAGAUAUUGUUCAUAUGCCAGUCUCUCUUGAAAGAGAAGGUCUUUCAUAUACGCAACUUAGCUUCUGCAAGGCUCACCAACUGGCAACUGGCCCUAUCCUAAGGGAAAACAGUGAUAAACAAGAGCAAAUCGGGCAAACAGCUAAUUUACUAGUAGAAAAGCUUUCAAUCCAGCUGCAGCCUUCUCUUCCCCAAUUUCCAGGAUGCCCCUUAUUUCACAACUUUCCAGCUGGUCAGGGAACCACAUGAAAAAUUCAAAUUUUUUGCACCGGUUGCCUUGGUUACCAUUUAUAAAGAAUUGAGAUGUUUCAGAAUUCCAUCCCCGACAAUCACAUUACCUUAAAAAAGUCUAGUGACUAACAAAGGGGAUAUAUUUCUUCUAAAACUUUACACAUUACUCAUGGAGAAAACAGUGUUACAGUUGAUCCAGUAACUUUUAGAUGGAAAACAUUUCCCCACCCGCGGCACGAAUAUCCAAGUUAAUUAACUCUUCUGAAGGUUCAAAGGUUUAUCCUGUUAAACUUGUUAGCUGAACUUUCAUCUCCCUUUCCGGUUUAUCGAUGUUUUCCCCGAAGUUACAUGGGAUAUUUUUCUCCAGUGGAAGAAAGUGAAGGACCCGGAGUAUAAUGUAUUACUCCCUUCGUCCCAUUUCACUUGGCAUGUAUUCCUUUUCGGAUUGUCCCAUUGACUUUGACCUUUUUCCUUCUUGGGUAAUCACUUUACACUAUAUUAAAUAUGGGCCCACAUAUCUUUACACUACAAUCUUAUCCUCCUAAAUAACCAUGUCAAAAAGAAUUAGGCCAAGUGAAGUGGGACGGAGGGAAUAUUAUUUUUGGCUCGAGUAUGUAACUUAUGUUAGAAGCUUAAUCUUUGUUUCAAUCGAUUUCCCCACUGUGCAUCAUUUUUUAUUUUUGACUAGGGAAAGGGGGACGGUGGGGAUUGAACCCUUGACCACACUCUAUAAAUGGAGGAGUCUCACCAUUUGGAUGUUCCCGAAGGGACCCCACUGCAUCAUUGCUGCUGCUGAACUUCACUAGUUUUUUUCAAUUGAUUACUAUAUCACUCUUCAAUCAGACAUGUUUACACACUAUUAUCGGACGACUGUGAGACUCUCAUCAUAUUAUACAUGUGCUACUGAAACUUAUUUUAACAGCUAUCGUAAUACUGCUAAGAGCUAAGUUGGCUUGUCUUGUUUCAUUUGAAGUUAUAGUAAAAUGAGGAGAAGCUCUAAAGAGGAAGCAUAUUCAGUAAACAAUUCUUGAUUAUUCAGUUUAUGGCUAUUUUGAUUGGUUUAUUUUGUUAAUGAUUCCUGCAAGCUAUCCUGAUAGAAAUUGUCACUGAUAUAUCUUUCUAAUUAUGCCAUCACCUAAUUAUGGUACAUAUUGUGAGUCUCUGUUCUUUUAAGAAAAGAAACUGUGAGUUUCUUUAGUAUAUAAAGUGUGACUGAGUGUUUUCCGAAUGGUGUACUUGUUGGGAGUGUCAGUUCAUUUUCUAUUCUUCUUUCCUCGCCAUUCUCAGGAUCUGAUUUUGGGUUAUUUAGAAUUCUUCAGAAGGAACAUUCCGAAAGAGAUAACAAAUCACUAGGCAAUUCUGUAUACAGUCAUUUGUUUGAUGCUCGAAGAUGAGGCAUACAUCAUAUAUUUUCUCGACUGGAUCACAUUUCCAAAUAUUGUUAUGCGUACUUCAUUGUGAAAGAAUACUUGCUGAAGAAAAAUAUCAUCAUCAAUUACUGCAUAAGAGAAGUACGCCGCUCAGGGAAAUGCAGCUGUCGAGGUCCUUCAAAAUCCUCCGUCACAGACGGAAUCUGGAAGCUCGACCUUCACUUUGGUCAUCAAACAGGUGCAAUAUUUUCACUCCACUCGGUGGUGUGUCGUCCUUAGUUAAAAGGUUGGUGAGUGAACUUCUGCAUCUGUUCGUUGAUAGAUUGGUAAAUAGGAACACCGAAGUAUGUUAGUUGCUUUUCAGUGGCCUUUAAGAAGCUGAGGGACCCUCACAGUUGGUUUCGUUAAAAAUGGCUUAUUUAAUGUUAGUCUCCAAUAUGCAUGGAGGAUUGUUACCUGCAUAUCCUCAAAGAGCGCCAAAUUUGAAAGUUAAAAUAAAUAAAAUAAAAGCACUUGAUGAAUUUAUAUAUUUUAUAUGAUUAAAUGAAGCUUUCUUCCUGCGUGU
Messenger RNA from Salvia miltiorrhiza (redroot sage), 4913 nucleotides. RefSeq names its product putative pentatricopeptide repeat-containing protein At1g19290. The coding region runs from base 106 to 2730 and encodes 874 amino acids. NCBI's taxonomy places the organism in Eukaryota, Viridiplantae, Streptophyta, Magnoliopsida, Lamiales, Lamiaceae. The transcript is spliced from 6 exons. Gene Ontology annotation, molecular function: protein binding. The record is from RefSeq and is a predicted model, not a curated record.